AUGGAGACACGAGGAGGUGCGGCUGAAUAUGUGCUGGAGCGACUGGAUGUGACCUUUGCUGAUUUCUGGGCCAAAUUGGAGGCUCUUAUUGAAGCGACACCAAAUGAAUCUCCUCUGAACCCAGAGAGUCACUCUAUACGCCUGCUGAAAGGCAAGCGGGUCCUGGGGGUCAUCCUACUACACGAAGCGGCAAGCAUAUACACAACCACCCCCCCCUCCCGCACAGCUAACAAAGCGAGAAAGCGCAAGAAGCCACAGCGGCAGGCAACGCUCAUCUGA
Molecule: messenger RNA, 279 nt
Organism: Pelobates cultripes (western spadefoot toad)
Lineage: Eukaryota; Metazoa; Chordata; Amphibia; Anura; Pelobatidae
Source: the annotation of a GenBank genome assembly